AUGCUUACGGUCUGGUUUCAACUGGGGUUUGUAGACAACGACCCUGUUAUCAAAGGCGAAUUGUUAGAUUCCCCUCCGAGGUUUUCUUUACCUUUUGGAAGGUUGGAGGAAGCUGAAUAUGGUGGGCAUGAUCAAAUAGAUUUGUAUGAUGAUGUCAUCUCUCCAUCUGCAAAUAAUGGAGAUGCCCCAGAAGACCGAGAUUACAUGGAUACUCUCCCACCAACUGUUGGUGAUGAUGUGGGUAAAGGAGCAGCACCAAAUGUUGUCUACACAUAUACUGGAAAGAGAAUCGCAUUAUAUAUUGGAAAUCUAACAUGGUGGACAACAGAUGAAGAUUUAACUGAAGCAGUUCAUUCUUUGGGAGUAAAUGAUAUUUUGGAGAUAAAAUUUUUUGAAAAUCGAGCAAAUGGCCAGUCAAAGGGGUUUGCCCUUGUUGGUGUUGGCUCUGAAGCGUCCUCAAAAAAGUUAAUGGAUCUGUUGCCUAAAAGAGAACUUCAUGGUCAGAAUCCUGUUGUAACUCCAUGCAAUAAACAGUUCCUGAGUCAAUUUGAAAUGCAGUCCAGGAAAACUACACAAUCAGGACAAAUGUCUGGGGAAGGUAAAGCUGGUCCUCCAGGAGGCAGUUCACGUGCAGCAUUUCCACAAGGUGGUAGAGGACGGGGCCGUUUUCCAGGGGCUGUUCCCGGUGGGGACAGAUUUCCUGGGCCAGCAGGACCAGGAGGGCCACCCCCACCUUUUCCAGGAAAUUUGAUCAAGCAUCUUGUUAAAGGAACUCGGCCUUUGUUCCUGGAAACUAGGAUUCCAUGGCAUAUGGGGCACAGCAUAGAGGAAAUACCCAUUUUUGGCCUAAAAGCUGGACAGACUCCACCACGUCCACCCUUAGGUCCACCUGGCCCACCAGGCCCACCAGGCCCUCCACCUCCUGGUCAGGUUCUGCCUCCUCCUUUAGCAGGGCCUCCUAAUCGAGGAGAUCGCCCUCCACCACCGGUUCUCUUUCCUGGACAACCUUUUGGGCAGCCUCCAUUGGGUCCGCUUCCUCCUGGUCCUCCACCGCCAGUUCCAGGCUAUGGCCCCCCUCCUGGUCCACCACCGCCACAACAGGGACCACCUCCACCUCCUGGCCCCUUUCCACCUCGCCCACCUGGCCCUCUUGGGCCACCCCUUACACUUGCACCUCCUCCGCAUCUUCCUGGACCACCUCCAGGUGCCCCACCGCCAGCUCCACAUGUGAACCCAGCUUUCUUUCCUCCGCCAACUAACAGUGGCAUGCCUACAUCAGAUAGCCGGGGCCCACCACCAACAGAUCCAUAUGGCCGACCUCCGCCAUAUGAUAGGGGUGACUAUGGGCCUCCUGGAAGGGAAAUGGAUACUGCAAGAACGCCAUUGAGUGAAGCCGAGUUUGAAGAAAUCAUGAACAGAAAUAGAGCAAUCUCAAGCAGUGCUAUUUCUAGAGCCGUGUCUGAUGCCAGUGCUGGUGAUUAUGGGAGUGCUAUUGAGACAUUGGUGACUGCAAUUUCUUUAAUUAAACAAUCCAAAGUAUCUGCUGAUGAUCGUUGCAAAGUUCUAAUUAGUUCUUUGCAAGAUUGCCUUCAUGGAAUUGAAUCCAAGUCUUAUGGUUCUGGAUCAAGACGUGAACGAUCAAGAGAGAGGGACCAUAGUAGAUCACGAGAAAAGAGUCGGCGUCAUAAAUCCCGUAGUAGAGAUCGUCAUGAUGAUUAUUAUAGAGAGAGAAGCAGAGAACGAGAGAGACAUCGAGACCGUGAUCGGGACCGUGACCGAGAACGUGACCGAGAACGUGAAUAUCGUCAUCGUUAGCAGCUGAAGGAAGAGGAACACCUUCCAAGACAAAACAGUCUUCAUGGGGGAAAAAUGACGCUUGUCCAGCAGUUUGCUUCUUGUGAUUGAACUGAACCUGUAAGGAUUCAUGGAUAAAAUGAACAGGAAUAGAUCUGAAUAAAGCAAAUCUGCAUAAAUGGUAACCAGUAGCUCUACUUUUAUUUUUUAUGUUGCUUAACUGUUUUAUUUGAAGGAAACCUGUGUGAUUUAAAAAGUUAUAGCUUUUGCAACUUUAUUACUGGUUAUAUACAUUUGGCCAUUAUAAUGUGCAAGCAAUUGGAAAAAACCGUCAAGUAAAUGCUUGUUUUUAUAGUAGUUUGUUCUUGUUAAAAAUGUUCAUAUGAUAAUGUCUGUAAACAGCACCACUUUGAUUACAAUAGAUGUAGUGUUGUAAUAAACUGUUUAAUGGGGCUGAUGUGUAAAGCUGUUCAAGUUAUUUGAUGUUUACACCUCAGGGAAAGUCUUGUGUUCAGCAAUAUCUAAAGAUAAUGUUACAAUGACAUUUAUACUGUCCUUUAAAAAAAGCAUUGCAAUAGCGUUUUUGGAUAUGCAUCAAUCUAAUCUUGCGUUCAGUGAAUUAAACAUACUAAUUAAGUGUCUCUUGCCCUUGAUUUUGAUAAUAGAAUAGGUGAUUACAUGGAUAUUUAAUAUUUCUAUAUUCUGCUUUUCUAGCUGUUUUUACCUAGUUAGCUUGUGACUUUGCUGAAUGAUAUAUAAACUUGUAAAAACUGAAAUUUCACAGACAUAGCGAUCCAGUCAAUGUGUUAGGGGUCAAAAAAUUUGUGGUUUUAUAAUAAUUUAGUAAAAACCCAUGUUGUUUGCUAUAGUAACAGCUUAGUUACAUCACCAGAUGUACUAAAAAGCUUAAUUAUAAACUGCUAGCAUUGAAGAAAUAUUUUGAUAAUACUGAUUUGAUGCAGCAGUUACUUGCUGUUUAAUAUUGGUAGUGCCUGUGGUUUAAUUUUGAAGCCAUGGGCAGUGUAAAUAUAAGUGUGCAGCAGACAAGUAUGAGUAAAGAGAGCUUAGUUUUAUUUUUCGGUUACUGUAGAUUCUGAAGGGGUGUGAUGUUUUAUUAACAUCAGGGUGUAUUCUCCUGUUUGUAUAAUAGGAGAUUUUAGACGUACUCUAUCUCGACAGCUUAAGAAAUUCUAUGUAUAGUCAAAGUCUAUUGAUUCAUAUUAGCCUUAUUGAGUUAAUCAAAGAUUUCUUUCAAACCUGCCUGUGCAUAUAGGUGCAGAUUAAAGCACGUGGCUAGCAUGUGUUCUUAAUUGCAAAAUUAGCAUAGGCAGAGUGUCAACUGAUAGACAUUUUUAUAGGAAGUUCAUUUGAAUCAUUCAGAAUUUAAGUUAAAAAUUCUUAAUUUUGGUCUUUUUAAGAUAUAAUUGCCUUUGCAAGAUAUUCUAAUAACACAUUGAUACUAUCUUGAAAGUUUAGUCAAAUUUUAGGAUGAUGAUUUAAAUAUUUAGGUACCCUGUAUUAUGUACUGUGCAGCUCUGAGAGCCCUCCAGAAAUUGCAUAGCAGUUCUUCACUUUCAUCUCCACUGACACACUACUUAGAUAACCUAGCUGUUUUCAAAUUAUUCAUAGUAUUGCCAGUCAUACUUCAAAAACAUUUUGUGAUUUAGAGUAUUUGUGCAUGGGAUCAUUAGUAUUUAUCAGAACUGUUUGCUUUUAAAAAUGAUUUUUCAGUUGUUUUAUCUUGUUGAAAAUGCAAUUGCCUUGUUUAAUAUUUGAGAGUUGUAAUCAAAUGCAGUUUCUUGUUUUAUGUAUAGAUGUUAGUUUUGUCAUUUCUUAGCUUUUACUUUAUUUUAAUUACAAUGCUCUAAAGCGAAGAACUAUGGACAUAAAUUUAUUCCAAGGGAAAUUAGUUAAUAAUAAGCUAAAAGGUAAGUAAACAUCCAUGAGAAUAAAAUUUUCUCUGAAAAUUUUUAAAAUGGAAUCUCAAAAAUCUCUGCUUGACCUUGAAACUGGAAAUUUCACACUAAUUCAAUUUUUCAUUUACUUUUUUUUUUUUUUAAUCAGUGGAACCCUUUAAUUGUUCAUUCUAUAUCACUCUUUUCCCUAGUUGGCUGAUCUCAUUAUGUGACUUUUGUUGCAAACAGUGUGAAUCUACUAGAAUUGUUUGCUGCUAGUCCAUUAUUGUGUUGUCAGAAGGAAGUGACUUUUCGGUUUUGUGAAUUUUUGGAAAACUUUCUCUACCUGAUAGCACAUUGAAUGUAUAGCAGUACAGAGUGAAAGUUGCAAGCCUUGUUUUUGUCCUUCAUGCCCCUUCUGUUUAUAGACUGAUAUUAUUUUUAAACUUUUGCUUUUUGAAAUGUGUAAAAACAAUCCAAAGAGGUAUUUACAUAGACGCCAAAAAAAUGGGAGGGGGAGCAGAGACAUUUUCAUUUCUUCAUAGUAAUAGUUACAGUGCAUAUGAAUACAAACAUUUAAUUUUAAACCAUAGCAUUUAAAAGUGCUAUGUGGUCACAUUUCCUUUCAGCUAGUAUAAUUUUGAAUGAGUGAUACAAAUGAAAGGUAUUGCUUCUGAAGCAACAUUUGAAUUGAACAUGUUGCUCUUAGUUAAUGAACAUACAUUGUGGAGAGGAUAUUUCGAUGUAAAUUUAAAGUUUAUAUUGGUAUCUAUAUGCAAAUUGGGAGUAAGUUGCAGUGGAUAUUGACUAUAGUUUAGCCCAGUUAGUGGCCCCUUUAUAUACCACAUCCUUAAUGAGUUCACAAAUGACUUAAUGAAUUGUAGGUUAAAGUAUUCAUUUAAUUCUCCUGUGGAGAAUAUUGUUUUGUGUUUUUACUAGUUUAAGGUCAGGCCUUAAAAUAUUAAUUAACAUGGAGGUUUUAAUGACUGUUGUAUAACAUUUAUGGUGAAAGGGAGAAAUUGUUGGAAGGGUAAAUGAUUUCUCUUUCCUUAUGUACUUAAUGUGCCAAUAACUCAAAUACAUAAUGUUUUAUACAAUGAGAUGCUACUGCAAGACUGUCUGUUGGAGUGCUCUCAACAUUUUGGUUUUCAUACCUAAAUGGUCAUUGCAUCUUCUGUAUCUGUGGUUCCAAUUUUGUGUUUUAAGCUUCAGCUGCUUAUUUUAAGAGGAAAUUUGUGUUCUGAUUUUUUUUUUACUGAGAAUACAGUAUUGAAAUUUUGCUGUUUUACAGAUAACUGCUUUUUAAAUUUUACUCAUUUAGUUCAUUGCAUCCCAUAGCCAUCUGUAAAUGUUCCGCAGUUGUAUGUACUUAAAUGCCGGCUUAUACAUUGUACAUAUUAGACAUUUUUGUGCUAAAAUACAUUAAGUGGGAUUUUGUAGCAAAACAUUCUUUUUUUUUUUCUUACAGUGUUGUGUGUAUUGUUUUUGUUGUUUUUUUCCCCCCAACAUUAACCUUCAGUUUAAACACUGGCAUUUUUUUUUUCCAACAACUUGACUCUUAGAAGCCUUAGACUAAUUUUUAAAUAGUCAACCAAAAAUUAAACACAAAAUUAUUAAGAUGUGGCCUUACAUGCUAUAGCAUUCCUUGUAUUUGUAAUGUGAGAGUUUUGAUAUAGAGAAAUCAAAAGGUUCAGGAUUAAAGUUCAUUUAAGUUAAAAUGAAAACUUGUUCAAAUGUCUAGGCUUCUGGGAGGAAGUUCUUGUACUCUUCUUUCUUGUCACUAGAAAGAAGCAGUAUAAAUUUUUUUAAAGACUUCCAAAUACUUAGGCAGUUGUAUCCUGUUCAGGUUGAUUUAGGUUUGUUUAACCAAUGUUUCUUUAAAAUUUCAGGUGGUUGGCAUUCGCUCUGAGUAUGCAGCUACUAUGGUUUUUGUAUGGGACAUAUAAACACUUGGCUAGGUAUAGGCAGAUUUCAAUGUUUUAAAAACUUACUGCUAUAUUAAUUAAUGUUGUGAUGGGGGCCUUUAAAAUAUUAGUUAGAGUUUAAUUGAAGUUACACAAACCUUGAAAUGGUAUCUGCAGAUAGUAAAUACUGCCGUUUUUCGUGUGGGAGUGCCCUAAAACUCCACCACAAGUGUAAAUGUUUUACAUUAAUUUCUUAAUUGGACAGACCUUGCAUUUAGUGAAAACAUUUCAUUUUGAAGAUGUGGGUUUUUUUUGUCACACUGUUACUGCGUAACACUUCUCGGCAUUUUGUAAGUUAAAUUAUUUUCAGAUACAAUGGUGAAUUCCUGUUUAUUUUUUUACUUUGAAAAUUGUAGUACUCAGGUGGUUAUUUAAUGGGGAAGGAUCCUUUGGGGGUAAAUCAUAAUGUAUUCUAAGGAAUGCAUCUAUAAUGUUGAUGACUUUAGCCUUAAAAAAAGGUCUUGUUACUCCUUCUGCCUCUUCAUCCCAUGGUAUAUUAUUAGCAAAGUAGUUUACAGCCUUGUACAGCCUUACAAAGUUGUUUUACAAUUUUUAAUGGAAAGCCCUUAACAACAACAACAAAAAAUUGUAUCAUAUCAGUAUCCAUGAGUUACUGAAUCACGGUUUGUAAAUAAUUUGUCUAAUACCAGAAGGCCAAAGAAAGUCUUACUAAAUUUUUAGCCUAUUGACUCUAUGGCGACUUCACAGUAAGAUUUCUGUGCAAAAGGUAAGGUGAUUUGAUCAAAUAGACAUCUUUUUGGUGUCCAUGAGAACUAGACUUCCAUAUUAGCUUCUAUUAAAAAACUCAUUCCAUUUUUAAAAAAUGUUUGUAACUGCAAUUUUGUGUUUAAUGUUUAUUUUCUGUCUUUCUUUCUUUAGCAUUUAGGAGACUGUUCAGCAGUUUGCUAUAUGGCCAUUGUUGGCCUUAAAACUGCACUAGUGACAAGCAUGGUAUUUAUCUUGUAUGAAAAUAAAAAACAGUUUUGAUAA
Messenger RNA from Condylura cristata (star-nosed mole), 6643 nucleotides. RefSeq names its product cleavage and polyadenylation specific factor 6, 68kDa (gene CPSF6). NCBI's taxonomy places the organism in Eukaryota, Metazoa, Chordata, Mammalia, Eulipotyphla, Talpidae. Gene Ontology annotation, cellular component: mRNA cleavage and polyadenylation specificity factor complex. Gene Ontology annotation, biological process: mRNA alternative polyadenylation. The record is from RefSeq and is a predicted model, not a curated record. Gene Ontology annotation, molecular function: mRNA binding. The transcript has 11 exons. Bases 1 to 1815 code for a protein of 604 amino acids.